UUUACACCUUUGAGAUUUUUUUGUUCUCACUCCCGGUCACUCGUCGUCAGCCAUGUUCUCUGCUAAUCUAAGCUCACCCUCUCUCCUCUGACCUCCGAAUCCAAGCCGGCCAUGGAAGCUCGCGCGUAUAUAUAAUGGCGAUCACCGCGCAUUAGCCAGGUCAAAGGAAGAAAGCUCCUCCCAUGGAUUCCAAAACCGGCUUUUCUGAUUCCAACGAGAUCCUGAGCAACAGCAACAGCAGCAUAUGCUGCGUGGGCCAACAACUGCCCUCGUCGUCGGAGAAUUCACCGCCGUCGGAUGUCUCGGCCCUAAACCGGCUCUCGGAGAAUCUCCGGUCGGCCUUCAAUUCCCCGGAGUUCGACUUCUUAGCCGACGCGAGGCUUGUCGUGAGCGGCGGCCGGGAGGUCCCCGUCCACCGGUGCAUUCUGGCGGCAAGAAGCGGAUUCUUCCGGAACAUGUUCUGCGGAUCGCGGGAGAAGGGUUCGAGAUUCGAAUUGAACGAGUUGGCAAAGGGUUACGAGGUUGGGUUCGAUCCAUUGGUGGCGGUUUUGGGUUAUUUGUAUAGCGGAAAGGUUGGGGCGUUAGCGAAGGGGGUUUGCCUAUGCGUGGACGAGGAUUGCUCGCACGCGGCUUGUCGGCCGACGGUGGAUUUCAUGGUUGAGGUGCUCUAUGCUUCUUUCACGUUUCAGGUCUCCGAGUUGGUGGCGCUUUACCAGAUGCAUCUUUUAGAUAUUCUUGACAAGAUUGCAAUCGAUGACGUCUUGGUGGUUCUAUCUGUUGCAAAUGUGUGCGGUAAAGCCUGUGACAGGCUGCUAGAGAGGUGCAUUGAGAUUAUUGUUAAAUCUGAUGUUGAUGUUGUUACUCUUGAUAAGGCCUUGCCCCAACACACUGUUAAACAGAUAAUGGAUUCGCGGUUGGAGCUUGGCUUUGAAAAUUCCGAAGGUCACAUCUUUCCCGACAAACAUGUGAAGAGAAUCCAUAGGGCUCUAGAUUCAGAUGAUGUUGAAUUAGUGAGGAUGCUAUUAAAAGAAGGACAUACAAAUCUUGAUGAUGCUCAUGCGCUCCACUAUGCUGUGGCAUACUGCGAUGCAAAGACUACGACAGAGCUGCUUGAUCUUGGACUCGCUGAUGUUAAUUGCAGGAAUGCUAGGGGAUACACUGUUCUGCAUGUUGCUGCAAUGCGGAGAGAGCCUAAGAUUAUAGUAUCUCUUUUGAUAAAAGGAGCACGACCAUCAGAUCUUACCUUGGACGGUAGAAAAGCACUUCAGAUAACAAAACGGCUAACGAGGGCUGAAGAUUACUUUAAGUUCUCCGAGGAAGGCAAAGCUUCUCCCAAUGAUCGGUUAUGCAUAGAGAUAUUGGAGCAAGCUGAAAGAAGGGAUCCAUUGUUGGGAGAAGCUUCAAUGUCUCUUGCCAUGGCAGGUGAUGAUCUGCGGAUGAAAUUGUUGUACCUUGAGAAUAGAGUUGGACUGGCGAAACUUCUAUUUCCCAUGGAAGCCAAGGUCGUAAUGGAUAUUUCUCAAAUUGAUGACACUUCUGAGUUCUUAGACGGGCUAAGUUCGAAGAAUUUAAAUGGUGCUAAGAGAAAAACAGUAGACUUAAAUGAAGCUCCUUUCAAGAUUCAGGAGGAGCAUCUGAUCAGACUGAAAGCACUUUCUAGAACUGUGGAACUUGGGAAACGCUUCUUCCCUCGUUGCUCAGAAGUACUAAAUAAGAUCAUGGAUGCUGAUGACUUGUCACUGCUAGCAUACCUGGGACAUGACACUCCUACAGAACGUCUGGUAAAGAAAAGGAGGUAUUUGGAACUGCAAGAAGUGCUCAGUAAAGCAUUCAACGAAGAUAAAGAAGAAAUCGAUUGGUCUGCAAUAUCAUCUUCUUCAUCUUCCACUUCAAUUGUAAGGCCAGGUGGUAAGCUCAGCAUCAACAAAUAAGGACUUUGGCAAAUUAUAAGGUGCAGCGAUUUGUUGUCUUACCAUACUCAAUUUUUUCUUCUUGGUUUAGCUCUUUCAUUCUAGUUUUUCUUUGUUCGUUUUUCUUC
Morus notabilis is the source of this 2038-nucleotide messenger RNA. Its product is annotated as BTB/POZ domain and ankyrin repeat-containing protein NPR1. Lineage: Eukaryota; Viridiplantae; Streptophyta; Magnoliopsida; Rosales; Moraceae. Gene Ontology annotation, cellular component: nucleus; cytoplasm. The record is from RefSeq and is a predicted model, not a curated record. Gene Ontology annotation, molecular function: protein binding. The transcript has 4 exons. Gene Ontology annotation, biological process: systemic acquired resistance, salicylic acid mediated signaling pathway; regulation of jasmonic acid mediated signaling pathway; regulation of salicylic acid mediated signaling pathway. The coding region runs from base 183 to 1931 and encodes 582 amino acids.